AUGAGCGAAGAUGAUUUCUACCUGAGAUACUACGUCGGACACGAGGGGAAGUUCGGCCACGAGUUCCUCGAGUUCGAACUGGACGGAAACGGACGACUGAGGUACGCAAACAACUCGAACUAUAAGAGAGACGUGAUGAUCAAGAAGGAAGUGUACCUGCGGCCUGAGGUCGUGAACGAGAUGAAGCGAAUAGUGGUGGAGUCGGACGUGGCGAACGAGGACGACAGCGAGUGGCCUCAGCCUGACAGAAUAGGGAAGCAGGAGCUGGAGGUGAAGCUGGGAGGCAAGUACCACACGUUCACGACCUCGAAGAUAGGGUCGCUGCAGGAAAUACAGUCCUCCAAGGACCCUCACGGCCUCAGGGUGUUCUACUACCUGAUCCAGGACCUAAAAUGUUUCGUGUUCUCAUUAAUAAGCCUGCACUUUAGAGUAAGAACCUAA
This is a messenger RNA of Theileria orientalis strain Shintoku, 441 nucleotides long. RefSeq names its product protein mago nashi homolog. Gene Ontology annotation, biological process: RNA splicing. NCBI's taxonomy places the organism in Eukaryota, Apicomplexa, Aconoidasida, Piroplasmida, Theileriidae. The record is from RefSeq and is a predicted model, not a curated record. Gene Ontology annotation, cellular component: nucleus; exon-exon junction complex. Bases 1 to 441 code for a protein of 146 amino acids. The transcript is spliced from 3 exons.